AAAAUAUUAUGAUAGCGAUUAUUGGGGCCGGAGGUUGUUUUUUUUCUCACUAUUUAUUUACUUUUUAGUUUUUUACUGCUCAAUUGGGCUUACGCACUUUUUUGUUAUCAUAUUCAUAGACAUUAUUUAAGAUUUGUUUUUCUUUCUGAUUUUACUUGUGAGUCACUGAGUAUCGAUUUUCAUAAAUCGCACUCUCCGAGGUGUCUGUUUGUUAAUAUAAAAUGGAACGUGGACAGAAAACGAAGAGGAAAAAAAACUACGUUUGAUUCGCUGCGCUCCACUAGUUGGCCUUGUCUUGCAAUGGAUAGAUUACAAACAUGGUUUGUCCGCAAGGACAAACUAAGCCUACCAUUGUGGCGGACCAUGUCGACAAAAUGUUACAUGGCGUUCAGUGCCCUCAGUGCUGGAGCCACGGUCAUCACAUUUUUUUUGAUAUACUGGUUCUGUGGUGGAUUACUGGCACUAUCGUUUCUGCUCAUGAGUAUUGUUGGGUUUGUUUACCAUUCAGAAGACUACUUAUUAUAUUAUCCAGACCUGCCUGAUCACUCUCGUAUUUUUGUACCACAGCCAUCGAUGUAUGGUCUGCCAUAUGAAAACAUAUUCAUCAAAAGUUUAGAUGGCACACGUUUACACUUAUUCUUGAUAAAACAACCAGGAGAUUUUUCUAAGAUGGUGCCAACUAUUUUAUUCUUACAUGGAAAUGCAGGAAACAUGGGCCAUAGAUUAACCAAUGUAGUGGGCUUCUAUAAUGAGCUGAGAUGCAACAUAGUAAUGUUGGAAUAUCGUGGGUAUGGAUUGUCACAAGGAUCACCUUCAGAAAGAGGUUUCUACAUGGAUGCAAGUGCUGCAAUAGACUUUAUUUUAACUCGUAAUGAUCUAAAUCUUGGUCGAAUUAUAGUAUUUGGACGUUCGUUAGGUGGUGCAGUCGCCAUUGAUUUAGCUGCUCGGUUAGAAUACACCCAAAAAAUCUGGUGUGUUAUUGUUGAGAAUACAUUUACAUGUAUACCAGAUAUGGCAACAGAACUUAUGUCUUCUGAACUUUUGAAAUACAUCCCUCUAUUUUUGUACAAAAAUAAGUAUAUGUCCAAUUGGAAAAUGGGGAAACUACAAGUACCAAUAUUGUUUGUUUCGGGCGAAGAAGAUACAUUAGUUCCUCCAUCAAUGAUGACAAAUUUAUUUGAUGCUUAUUGUGGCCCUUUAAAACAGAUUGUAAGGUUUAGAAGAGGUUCACAUAAUACGACAUGGAACUGUCCUGGUUAUUACCGGAAGAUUAGAAAAUUUUUAAAAAUCACAGCAAAGCACAGACCUACCGCUGAAGAUCUCCAUUGUGUCAUCAAAAUUGUUUGACAUUGAUUGUAUUAGUUCCUAAACAUGAUUAAAAACAAUGAUAUAGUUAAUACAAUAGUAGAUUAUUGAAAAAAAAUUAGUAACAUAUAAUUUUUUCAAUAUUAAUUUUUACAUAAAUGCACAUAAUUUUAAAAAAUUUCAGUAAUUGUAUAUUAUUACUAAAUGCCUGAAAUUUUUUUAAAUCUCUAUUAUUAUUUAUAAAUAUAUAUAUUGAGUUUCUCUACUUAUUUGUCAUACUUAAUAUAUUUUUUAAUUUAAUAUUUAUGUAAGUGUUAGUCUACUAUUUUAUAUUAUACCAAGAAGUAUGCUUUCAAUAUUAUGCAUUAUCAAUGCCGGUAUUUUUGUUUAAUAAAAUUGAAUAAUUUUUUA
Messenger RNA from Metopolophium dirhodum (rose-grain aphid), 1716 nucleotides. RefSeq names its product protein ABHD13 (gene Bem46). The record is from RefSeq and is a predicted model, not a curated record. Gene Ontology annotation, cellular component: membrane. Gene Ontology annotation, molecular function: palmitoyl-(protein) hydrolase activity. Bases 301 to 1347 code for a protein of 348 amino acids. The transcript is spliced from 6 exons. Lineage: Eukaryota; Metazoa; Arthropoda; Insecta; Hemiptera; Aphididae.